AACAACGAAAAACCGCCACCAGCUGGAGGUAGACUGAUUUUCCUCGGUGUUGGUGUUGGGCUUCUCUCUUCCUCUUCCUCUCUAAUACCUCAGUGCACUGAGUUUGCAGAUUUUUUUAUUUAUUUUUAACGUUUUUUAUUAAUUUCCCGCAACCAGUAGUGGGCGGCAAUACACCAUUUCCGGUGUUGUCCGCCGUAAAACACCACCACCGAAGAAGAUUAUUAAGGUCAGAUUGAUACAAGAAGUGAAGAUGCCGACUGCCUACGAGAGGUUCAAUUUGCACACCAGCCCAGAGAAGUUCUACAUUGAGGCCUGUGAUGAUGGGGUGGAGGCAGUUCUGGCCAUCGACAGGGUGUCCAAUGAGAUGACCCUGACUGGGAAGAAGGAUGUUCCGCCGUCAGCCAACACCAGGCCCAUCUGUGGCAUCAUGGGGACCGUCCGCCUGGUGGCAGGGAUGUACCUGAUUGUCAUCACCAAGAAGAGGAACGUGGGCAGCCUCUUGGGUCACGCUGUGUGGAAGGCAGUGGAUUUUGAUGUCAUUUCCUACAAAAAGACUGUGCUUCACCUCACUGAGAACCAGACGCAAGACAACAAGACAUUCCUGUCCAUGAUUAACAACGUGCUGACGACAGAUGGAUUCUACUUCUGCACUGACUAUGACCUGACCCACACCCUUCAGAGACUGGCCAACGUCAGCCACGACUUCCAGGAGAUGAGCCUGCUGGAGAGGGCAGAUCAGAGGUUUGUGUGGAAUGGAAGCCUCCUGAGAGAGUUCCUUACCCAGCCGGAGCUCCACAAGUUUGCGAUCCCUGUUGUCCAUGGAUUCGUCGUGAUGAAGCCGUGCCGAGUCAACGGGAAGAUCUUUGAAUGGAUCCUCAUAUCCAGGAGGAGCUGCUUCAGGGCUGGGGUCAGAUACUACGUCAGAGGUAUCGAUUCUGAGGGCCACGCUGCUAACUUUGUGGAGACUGAACAAAUUGUCCUGUACAAUGGAGGAAGGGCUUCAUUCGUACAGACGCGAGGCUCCAUGCCCUUCUUCUGGUCUCAGAGGCCCAACCUGAAAUACAAGCCCAAACCACUGAUCAGCAAGAACACCAAUCACAUGGAUGGCUUCCAGAGGCAUUUUGACUCCCAGGUCCUCAUCUAUGGAAAGCAGACCAUUCUGAACCUGAUCAACCAGAAGGGUUCAGAGAAGCCACUGGAGCAAGCCUUUGCCAAGAUGGUGACUGGCAUGGAGAACAGCAUGAUCAAGUAUGUAGCAUUUGACUUCCACAAGGAGUGCAGCGGGAUGAGAUGGGAUCGUCUGAGUAUCCUGGUGGACAAUGUGGCUGAGACACAAGAUGAAUACAGCUACUUCAUGGUAGACACAGAGGGGAAGGUGUUGUCCCAGCAGAAGGGGACGUUCCGCAGUAACUGCAUGGACUGUCUGGACCGCACCAACGUCAUCCAGAGCAUGCUGGCCCGCCGCUCCGUACAGUCCCAGCUACAGAGGAUGGGUGUCCUGCAUGUGGCCCAGCGGAUUGAGGAACAGGCCGAUUUUGAGAAGAUCUAUAAGAAUGCUUGGGCUGACAAUGCCAACGCAUGCGCCAAGCAGUACGCUGGCACGGGAGCCCUGAAGACUGACUUCACAAGGACAGGGAAGAGGACCCAGAUGGGUUUGGUGAUGGACGGAGUGAACUCUGCCAUCCGGUACUACAAGAAUAACUUCUCUGACGGAUUCAGACAAGAUUCCAUUGAUUUGUUCCUUGGAAACUAUGCUGUUGAUGAAACGGACAGCCCCACUCCACUCCGCAUCCAGAAGGACUGGAAGUUCCUCACGCUGCCCAUCAUCAUGGUGGUUGCAUUCUCCAUGUGUAUCAUCUGUCUCCUCAUGGCUGGUGACACAUGGACUGAGACCCUGGCCUAUUUGUUGUUCUGGGGCACUGCUGCUGCCGUCACCACUGCCGUCAUAGUCUUCAACGGCCGUGACUUUGUGGACGCCCCCAAACUGGUGCAGAAAGAGAAGAUGGACUGAACCUGUGUGUAUGUGGAAAGCAGCUCGGCCCAGCAUACUCCUAUACCUCUUCAUCUUCAUUCAACUCUUCUUCCUCUUCUUCCUCCCGGCUGCUCGAGGCUCGGACUCUGUACUUAACUGCUCUCCACGCUGUCGUCCUAGGGGGGGCAUCCCAAAUGGCACCCUAUUCCCUAUAUAGUGCACUUUAAUGGGGUGCCAUUUGGGAGGUAGCCUUAUAGUUUCUAUUGGGGUUUCUACUCAAACCCUGAACUCCAGUUUAUCAGGCAGCAAACCCACUGAAGCUGGGCUGAACUGUAGUCUCCUAUCAGACUCUCACACCUCCUUCACUUUCCAGGCCAUCAUCCUAUUUCACAUUCCUUAGAUCAUGGUGUAUAUUGACCUUAUGUUUCAUUUUGUUGUGUGGCGUUGGAGCGGGUUGGCGGUUGGCGUAGUCGGCCAACCGCGGUGACGGUUUAACCAACUUAAGGCACACACGGUUAUUACAGAGGUCUCAGAAAACCUGUCAUACUUCAGUGAAUUGCAGUAGAGAAUUCUUCAUUUUCCAUGAAGGCAAUUUAAAAACAAGAGAAUAUUCAUGUUAUACAUUAAUUAAUGUUUUCUUUGGUUUAACUUUUCUGUUUACUGUAAUUUUUAAAAUGCAAUUAUGUAUUUUAAACUAUAGGAAUCCACAGAAAAACGGUUGGCAUUUUCACAGGCACUAGAAUGACGAAUACAUUGUUCAGAAAGAUUACAUGUUUUGGUUGUCCUCUUGAACGUAAUAAGCCUUACUAAACUAAUUUAAAGAAGAGCUAUAAACUAGCUAGUUAUCCUAGAGAAGAAUGACGUGGUGGGGGGGAGAGUAUGUCUUCCUACUAUGAACAUAAUCAUGUAUAGUAUUUAUGAUUCUAUUUUUAAGUAAGAGUUUUGUGCUUCUCUUACCUUCUUAUUUUUGCACUUUGGGUGAACAUCUAAGAAGUUGCACAUAGUAUUUGAUCUGAGAGGUGUGAAAUCUUUCAAUAUUCAUUCAUUGUUGGUUAUAGUGGUCACUAUACCAGUGUUCUCCAACCCUGUUCCUGGAGAGCUACAGUCCUGUAGGUUCAUUCCAACCCUUACCUAGCGCACCUGAUUCUAAUAAUUAGCUAUAGUCUUCCCUGUGGCUCGGUUGGUAGAGCAUGGUGUUUGCAACGCCAGGGUUGUGGGUUCUAUUCCCACAGGGUGCCAGUACAACAACAACAAAAAAAUGCAUGAAAUGAAAUGUAUGAACUCACUACUGUAAGUCGCUCUGGAUAAGAGCGUCUGCUAAAUGACUAAAAUGUAAAUGUAGCUGGUUGAUCAGCUGAAUCGGGUUAGUUACAACUGGGGUUGAAGGUUUUCGCUUCAGGAGGGUAGCUCUCCAGGAACAGGGUCGGAGAGCCCUGCGCUAUACCGUAGUUGUCAUGUGGUGGCCAUUUUCCAGCUGUUUAUAAUAACCUUGUCUUGUCAGUGUGUUUUUAUAGUUGACGUCUCACACUAUUUUGGAAGUGUUAUGGUCUUGCUGAGUGUUUCCCCUAGCACUACUAAACCCUCAGUGGAUUGAGUUUGACACUCCUGCUCUGGAUCAGUGUUUUCCAAACCUGGUCCUCCAGGACCCCCCCCCAACAGUAAACCACUAUUAUUGUAACCCUUUACAAGCACACCUGAUUCAACUAAUCAUCAAGCCCAUCAAUGAGCUGAACGAGGUGUGUUUUUGUAGCCCUUGACAAUGAAACUGUUCUGUUGGAGGACCAGGGUUGGAAAACACUGAUUUUAGAUACUGCCUUUACAAGCUUGCCCCUCAAUGGAUGAGGGGGUGGACUAAAGAUAAUCAUUCCUUGUUCUCAUGAAUAUGUUUUGAGUAUGAUUUAAUGGGUUUUCAGGGUGUUUCCAGAUGUACUGUAUUCAUUAGAGAUUGUAUUGUAGACUGUUUGUUGCUAUAUGCCUAUCUGUGCCUGCUUUCCAGCUCGGAUUUCGAUCUUGCAUUCAUAAUACAGAAGUAGCUGUCAUGGUGUAAAUAUUCUAGAACGUAAUUGCAAUUCCAUUGCUCCUUUAGAAUGUGUUAUUGUAAUCUGCCAGUGAUUUACUACAAGCAGUUUUAGAGCUUUAGCUAAAUUGGAAUCAUGUUGAUAUGCUAGAACUGUUUUAUUCAAGCUGGGCAGUGGUAACCACAGAGGGGAGGACUAACUCAAGCUUGUUUACUGUGCUACCGUUAUCUGUGUUUCCAUGAACAUAUCCUUAUAAUUAUAUAUACUGUAUAUUUUACAUUAAGAUUGUAUGCUGAGCACUUAGUUGCAGAGACUAUACUAAAUGUAAAGAUCAAGCAGUGACAUUUUUUUGUUUCCUUUUUCUGGGUGUAACUUUAGAAGAAAUGUUUCCUGGUCUUUCGUGUGAGUCAACAAGAGCAUUUUAAAGGUGUAUGAUUUUCCUGGUGAAUAUUAGUUUUUUUUUAUGGGGAUUGGAAACUAUCUUGGGCUUAUGUUUUGAAAGUCUUUUAUUUUGGAAUAUGGUUGUUGUAUUCAUGAUUUAGUAGUGGAUAAUAUUCCCCCCCCCCUCUUUCUUCAUCACCAUUCCUUGGUUGUUAUUCAAAACCCUGAACAUUAAUUUCCUAUGACCAUAAUACAUUCUAACUGGACUGUGAUGUAGCCUGGUCCCAGAUCUGUUUGUGCUAUAAUGCCAAUCCUUGUCAUGACAAAUUUUGUUUGGCAUGACAAUGGGUGACCAUGGAAUUCGAAUGUUAGCACAAACAGACUGGAACCCAGGCUAGCUUUGAAGAUUCUGGCUAGUAAAUCAACUGAGGUCAGUUGUACACAUACCUAAAUAUGGUCAAUCCUCAUUUACUUUUUUAUUUUGCAAAUGUAAGUGGCAGGCUGUUACUAUGAAACUAGUUAUUUAUCGUCACAACGUGCUGUGACAUUGGUUUGCUAGAAAGACCAUAUUCCCAGUUUGAUGCCGUGUAACUUCAGAAAAUGUAAAAAGAAAAUGACAUCCUUCAAAAAUUGUUACUGAGUGGUUCAGGGAUAUGAGAGGAUCAGUAGCUUGCUGCAGUUUUUAAAACCUUGACAUCACAUGGUUAUACUUUUUUCAAUCUGAUUGGCUAUAACCUAAAGAAAGUUCGAUAUUUAACUCGCAAUGUAAUUUAGAGGCUAGUUGCAGAUGUCCAAUUUCAUAAUGAAUGGUCAUAUACCUGAAUAGGCUAUCCUGUCCUCUUGUCCGAGAACUAGGCGAUGACCUGGCUGUGAAUGCAAUUAUGUAAACUGUCAAUUGACACAUUAUUCCCCACUUUGUAAUUCCAUGUGAGGUUUAUGGAUGAUUUAUCAAUAAACGACUAUUGAAAGAAAAAAAUAAAA
Salmo salar (Atlantic salmon) is the source of this 5352-nucleotide messenger RNA. Its product is annotated as phosphatidylinositol-3-phosphatase SAC1-A. The record is from RefSeq and is a predicted model, not a curated record. Gene Ontology annotation, molecular function: phosphatidylinositol-4-phosphate phosphatase activity. Lineage: Eukaryota; Metazoa; Chordata; Actinopteri; Salmoniformes; Salmonidae. Gene Ontology annotation, biological process: phosphatidylinositol dephosphorylation. Gene Ontology annotation, cellular component: endoplasmic reticulum.